UCUGCGCUCUGCCCAAUGAGAUCCGUCAGGGGAGGCACCCGGCUCACUUUUCCACAUCACUUCACAGUUACAUUUGGCAGGCAGGCGGGCUCGCACGCUGGAGCGCUCAGCCCACAAUUAGUGGAUUUAUUCGGAAUCUCCUUGCUUCCUCGAAUCUCCUCCGCCGUCGCCGGUCUGUGCACAGACGGUCCCGCGCACGCACCCGCUCGCUGCACUUCGCGCUGCGGACACCCCGAGCCCAGCGCGCCCGACCCGCGUCUCCACACCGAGCCCCGCAGCUCCGAGAGGCAUGAACGGAAUCCGGAGGCGUCUGCCCAGCGCGCGGGAACCGCUCGCUGCUCGCCGCUCUCGGGAGUCGACCCCGAGCCCCUGCAGCCGUUUGUGAGCCAGGAGGCUUGGCAUUCGCCAGCGCCGAGACCCUCAAGAGCAGUUUCAAGGAAAAGGAACGCCAAUGGAUGGUCGUCUUAGAAGAGCGGCUUAGACGAUGUCUGUUUCCUGUGCUAUAAACGCGUGGCGGAGCUGUAAGUAAAUGGUCCACACUGCAUGAUGAAUUGGAUGGCUGCAGACCGGAGGCAAAAAAAGUAAUUGUCUCAUUUUCGUGGUGAUUUGCUUAACUGGUGGGACCAUGCCAGAACGGCUAGCGGAAAUGCUCUUGGAUCUCUGGACUCCACUAAUAAUAUUAUGGAUCACUCUUCCCCCUUGCAUUUACAUGGCUCCGAUGAAUCAGUCUCAAGUAUUAAUGGGUGGAUCCCCUUUGGAACUAAACAGGCUGACUGAAGAACAGCGGAUUUUGAACCGCUCCAAGAGAGGCUGGGUUUGGAAUCAAAUGUUUGUCCUGGAAGAGUUUUCUGGACCUGAACCGAUUCUCGUUGGCCGGCUGCACACAGACCUGGCUGGGAGUAAAAAAAUCAAGUAUAUCUUAUCGGGCGAUGGAGCUGGGACAAUAUUUCAAAUAAAUGAUAUAACAGGAGAUAUCCACGCUAUAAAAAGACUUGACCGGGAGGAAAAGGCUGAGUAUACUCUAACAGCUCAGGCAGUGGACUGGGAGACGAACAAGCCUCUGGAGCCUCCUUCUGAAUUUAUUAUUAAAGUUCAAGACAUCAACGACAAUGCGCCAGAGUUUCUUAAUGGACCCUAUCAUGCUACAGUGCCAGAGAUGUCCAUUUUGGGUACGUCUGUCACUAAUGUAACAGCUACUGAUGCUGAUGACCCAGUUUAUGGAAACAGUGCAAAGUUGGUUUAUAGUAUCUUGGAAGGGCAGCCUUAUUUUUCCAUUGAGCCUGAGACAGCAAUUAUAAAAACUGCCCUUCCCAACAUGGACAGAGAAGCCAAGGAAGAAUACCUGGUUGUUAUCCAAGCCAAAGAUAUGGGUGGACACUCCGGUGGCCUGUCUGGAACCACAACACUUACAGUGACCCUUACUGACGUUAAUGACAAUCCUCCAAAAUUUGCCCAAAGUCUGUAUCACUUCUCAGUACCAGAAGAUGUGGUUCUUGGCACUGCCAUAGGGAGGGUGAAGGCCAAUGAUCAGGAUAUUGGUGAAAAUGCGCAGUCAUCCUAUGACAUCAUCGAUGGAGACGGAACAGCACUCUUUGAAAUCACUUCUGAUGCCCAGGCCCAGGAUGGCAUUAUAAGACUAAGAAAGCCUCUGGACUUUGAGACCAAAAAAUCCUAUACUCUGAAGGUAGAGGCAGCCAAUGUCCACAUUGACCCACGUUUCAGUGGCAGGGGGCCCUUUAAAGACACGGCAACGGUCAAAAUCGUUGUUGAGGAUGCUGACGAGCCUCCUGUCUUCUCUUCGCCUACGUACCUCCUUGAAGUUCAUGAAAAUGCUGCUCUGAACUCCGUGAUUGGGCAAGUGACUGCUCGUGACCCUGAUAUCACCGCCAGUCCUAUCAGGUUUUCCAUCGACCGGCACACUGACCUGGAGAGACAAUUCAACAUUAAUGCAGAUGAUGGAAAGAUAACGCUGGCCACACCACUUGACAGAGAAUUAAGCGUAUGGCACAACAUAACAAUCAUUGCUACCGAAAUUAGGAACCACAGUCAGAUAUCACGAGUGCCUGUUGCUAUUAAAGUGCUGGAUGUCAAUGACAACGCCCCUGAAUUCGCAUCCGAAUAUGAGGCAUUUUUAUGUGAAAAUGGAAAACCCGGCCAAGUCAUUCAAACAGUGAGUGCCAUGGACAAAGAUGAUCCCAAAAAUGGACAUUAUUUCUUAUACAGUCUUCUUCCAGAAAUGGUCAACAAUCCGAAUUUUACCAUCAAGAAAAAUGAAGAUAAUUCCCUCAGCAUUUUGGCAAAGCAUAAUGGAUUCAACCGCCAGAAGCAAGAAGUCUAUCUGUUGCCAAUCAUAAUCAGUGAUAGUGGGAAUCCCCCUCUGAGUAGCACCAGCACCCUGACCAUUCGGGUCUGUGGCUGCAGCAGUGACGGUGUUGUCCAGUCUUGCAAUGUCGAAGCUUAUGUCCUUCCGAUUGGACUCAGUAUGGGCGCCUUAAUUGCCAUAUUAGCGUGCAUCAUUUUGCUGCUAGUCAUUGUGGUGCUGUUUGUAACUCUGCGGCGACAUAAAAAUGAGCCCUUAAUUAUUAAAGAUGAUGAAGAUGUACGAGAAAACAUCAUCCGCUAUGACGAUGAAGGAGGAGGAGAGGAAGACACGGAGGCUUUUGAUAUUGCGACUCUACAAAACCCAGAUGGAAUUAAUGGAUUUUUACCCCGUAAGGAUAUUAAACCAGAUUUGCAGUUUAUGCCAAGGCAAGGGCUUGCUCCUGUUCCGAACGGUGUUGAUGUCGAUGAAUUUAUAAAUGUGCGUCUACAUGAGGCAGAUAAUGACCCCACUGCCCCGCCAUAUGACUCCAUUCAGAUUUAUGGUUAUGAAGGCCGAGGGUCUGUGGCUGGCUCCCUCAGCUCCUUGGAGUCCACCACCUCAGACUCAGACCAGAAUUUUGACUACCUCAGUGACUGGGGUCCCCGCUUUAAGAGACUGGGAGAACUCUACUCUGUUGGUGAAAGUGACAAAGAAACUUGACAGUGGAUUAUAAAUGAAUCAGUGGAACUGAGCAUUCUGUAAUAUUCUAGGGUCACGCCCCUUAGAUACAACCAAUGUGGCUAUUUGUUUUAGAGGCAAGUUUAGCACCAAUCAUCUAUAAACUCAACUACAUUUCAAUGUUGAACCAAAAAUUAAUAAUAAAAAUAAAAAGUAUAUGUUAGGAGGUUAUAAAUCUUGUGGAGUGUGAAUUAAAGUAUGUGGAGUGUCUAGAAGUCUUUGGAUAUUUGAUAUUUACCUAACCACCACAGACAAAGAUUGGGAUCCUGGCUAAUCCUUAGAGAGAUGGUUUAAAAAAAAAAAAAAAGAGGAAAAAAAUCCAAAUUAAAAGGUGCUUUCUUAGAAAAAUGGACCUGCAAGAAAUGUGCUGCUGAUACGUGUCUUCUGCAAGGAUUUUUAUAAAUGCAAAUGGUUUUUUUCCCCUUCACCAAUAAGGAUCCCGCCACAAAUGAUAAAGCAAUACUUGGUCCGCUGUACAUGAUGACUUUUUGGAGUUUUGGGAGGCCUCCUAGAUUAUACGGUACGGUGACCACACAUUGUACAUAACUGUUGGCCCCACUCAUCAGAGACUGAAAUAGCAUCUUUAAAUAUUGUGUCGAGCCUUAAAAUAUUCACAUGUUCGUAAUCCAUUCCAGGGUGGGGAUUGCCAACUCAGUGGUGGGAGGAGAGAAAUCCCAUUCAAACAGGCUUGUUUUCUGGAAACAGGAUUACUCGUUCCCUCCACUUCAUCUUCUUCCACAAGGACACAAAGAUAAACUGUAUCACACAGUGGACUACAUAAGAGACAGAUGGUUUUACUGCUAGCGCGUGAAUUUAUUUGUUUAAUCCUCGAAAUAAAUAUUUUAUUGAUGUCCAUUAAUCCUUUUAUUUAUUAAGGUUGGUAAUCUAUAGAUUAAGGGACUAUAUGGGAAAAAAACCCUAAAUUAUAUCCAUUAAUAAGCCUUUAGAUUGUUUUAUAUAAAUAUAUAUAUAUAUAUAUAUAUACAAUGAAUGUUUAAUACAUGUACAUUUCGAUGAGAUGAGUAUGGCAGGCAAUAUUAUUAAAGGGGGAGCUAAUAGUCUCUUUAGAGUAGAAAGUGUUACUGUGGCUGGUGAUGGCAGGAGCAGCAUUUUCCCAGAGAAACUUUUGGACUGUUUUCUAUUUUGUUCAUAAUCCUAGUAUUUGGUGUUUUUACUACAAGCACAAACAUCUGGAAGUAUAUUGAUUCAUGUGAAUAUUUAAACUCUAGACUUUUAGAUACCUACAUAAUGCCCUGUCCAAUAAACAUGCUUCAAGUUCCCCCCUCCCCCACUGUUUUAGAGCAGGAACUGGUUUGUACAUAAUUUUACUGCUUUUGUUUUUAGCCCUUCUCUCCCUGAUCUUCAUGGUGAUACACAGAACGUCUUAGACUCCAAAAACGAACAGCACUAGAAGAUGUGAGCAUAUUCAAUUUGUAACACAAUCCUGCCAUUUAGAAGUAGAAAAUGUAUGAUAAAAAUCAAGUACUACAUGCAGAUCAUUUUAAUUUUCUACUUUGCUUUAAUGCAAUAUUGUUUAUUUACUUCAUGUACUGUAUUCAGAGAAACUCCUGUA
Messenger RNA from Lutra lutra (Eurasian river otter), 4613 nucleotides. RefSeq names its product cadherin 8 (gene CDH8). Gene Ontology annotation, molecular function: cadherin binding; calcium ion binding. Gene Ontology annotation, cellular component: synaptic cleft; plasma membrane; adherens junction. The record is from RefSeq and is a predicted model, not a curated record. Gene Ontology annotation, biological process: adherens junction organization; cell morphogenesis; homophilic cell-cell adhesion. Lineage: Eukaryota; Metazoa; Chordata; Mammalia; Carnivora; Mustelidae.